AUGGAGUACAUGUUCCAUUCCGCCACAUCCUUUGAUGGAUCAAUUUCUUCAUGGGAUUUGUCUUCUCUCCGCAGCCACGGGAGCAUGUUUGGUAAUACGACACUGGAGCCACCCUGCCAAGCAGGACGAGGUCCAGGUAGACACUAUCUCAUGUGUGAGCGUUGCGGAGUGGGGAAGUUCGCCCCACCUGGCAGUUUUUGCCAUGAAUGCCAUGCAGGCUCAGUUCCUUCUGAAGAUCGUGGCACGUGCAAUGAAUGUCCGCUGUUCCAGUACUCUGUCAGCGGUGUCGACAACUGCUUGACUUGCAACUUGCCAUCGCUCGUAGUGGACAACCGAUGCGUGUGGUGGCACCUGCCACUUCUGGCACUUGGUUUCGGAGGUUUGGCGGUUGCUUCUCGCUUCGCCUGGUUAUGGAUCCGUUCGAGGAGAACCAAAAAGAUGGAACGCAUCCUUGAAAAGUUCUACGAAGUGCUAUGGGAGGAUGAACCAAACGGAUUGGCCACAUACACAGAGAAGUUGCAUCGUCUUGGCCUUGGAAAACAAGAGAUGGAGACCAAAAUCUCAGCCAUGCGUGCCCUACAAAGCCAAAGAGCUGGCGUGAGCAUCGGUUACCUCCUGUCGGCUGAGUUUGCACAACUGGCUGUGCAACGCACUGGUCAAGAUGAUCCGACCUUCAUCGACAUGAAAACUAGCUUUUGGCUCUCAGAGCAGCCCAUUGGCCGAAACGUGAUUUGCCCUCGAGAUGGCAGGGCCGGUUGCGCUUUGGUGGAUUGGAUACCACGGCAUGAGCGGCGUGAGCAAACCCACUUCAUGUCAUGGACCUGGAAAUACACACUGCAGCAGGUGCGAAGCGCUUUGGAGAGGUUUCAAGACAACCUGGCGGGUCCAUGCUAUUUCUUCAUGUGCUUCUUUGUCAACAACCAGUACAGGAUCAUUGUGGAGGAGAUGAGCAGUGGUAGUGACAACCUGGAAAAUGUCUUUGAAAGCAAUCUCCAAAGGAUAGGCAGUAUGGUUGCCAUACUGGAUACAUGGGACAGGCCAUUGUAUCUAUCUCGGAUUUGGACCGUUUAUGAGCAGUUUGUGGCCUCCACUAUUCACAUUGAGGUGAAAUUCAUCAUGCCAAAGUGUGCAGCCGAACAUUUGCAGCGUCAAAUCGCGUGCGGCUCGAAAGGGGUCGAUCAAGUGAUUCAAUGCCUCAGUCACGUGGAUUCUGAGCGAGCCCAAGCAUGGAAAUUGGAAGAUGAGACCAAGGUGAAGUCUCUGAUCCAGGAGACGGUCGGCUUCCAGCAUGUCAAUCGUCAUGUGACGGAUGUGAUGAUCACAUGGAUUGGAGGAGUUGUAGAACAAACGCUUUUGGACAAGGCUCGCGCCACAAAUGAGUUGAAGCAUGAACUUCAGGCUGUGAGUCCAGGCUGUGAGUCCGUGGCCGGUUCAUCCCUGAUGCAACGUGACAGCAGUCGCAGCGAUCCCUGCGCGGAAGUUCAUUUCUUUAUGAUGACUUCUUGGUGCCCCUGGGCUGAAGAUGGAGCGACGGCGACCGCUGUUCCACAAGCUGAAUCAGCGGAGUCUCCGCAUCUCGAGUCCGCAGUCACCGCUCGGCGUUGGAGACCGCCUGUGUCCCUCGGCGUUGGAGACGCAGAAGUCACCGACUUAGCACCAGCUGGCUGCGAGGAUCGCCCGAGCUCGGCUUCGGCGCCCAAGCGACGCUUGCGAGUGGUAGGCCUCUCGGGCGACACCUUGUUGGACAUCGAGGCCGAAGAGACCUGGACGGUGGGUUUCAUCAAGCAAAAGGUGGCGUUCGAAGAACGGAUCCUUUGCAAGCCUUGGCAGCUGAAGCUGCAGCUGGCCGAGAGGCCUUUGCAGGACGGCGAGAUCCUGAAAGACCUGGAGGCUGAGGAACUCACUGCAGUGGUGGUGAAGGAAUCCGUCGCAGGCAUUUACGCCGCCUUCACCUGUAGCGUCUUGGUGCUCCACCCGGAUGGCCGUUGCGCGUAUGGAUGGUUUGACGACUACUGGACGAGCCCGUUAAGAGAGAGCGCUGGGCCGAUGCAGAACUGCUACAUUGCCGGAGGUGAGGAGGCCACUGGCGACUGGACGGUCGAGGGCAUCACUUUGAAGCUCCACGCCCAGGAAGACUAUUUGGGUGACGACUUGAUGCUCGAAGCCCAAAUCGCCUCCAGCGCCGAUGCUCUUCAAGAAGGGAUUUCGGAGACCAUUCUGGUGGCCAAGAUCUGGCACAAAUUUCGUGAGUGUGAACGGAGUCUUGAGCCUGAGGACAAGACCUUCUACAAGAUCCAUCAGUGGCCCUGA
Messenger RNA from Durusdinium trenchii, 2310 nucleotides. NCBI's taxonomy places the organism in Eukaryota, Dinophyceae, Suessiales, Symbiodiniaceae. The record is from the annotation of a GenBank genome assembly.